This is a messenger RNA of Nasonia vitripennis (jewel wasp), 1086 nucleotides long. Its product is annotated as E3 ubiquitin-protein ligase RNF181. NCBI's taxonomy places the organism in Eukaryota, Metazoa, Arthropoda, Insecta, Hymenoptera, Pteromalidae. The transcript has 4 exons. The record is from RefSeq and is a predicted model, not a curated record. The coding region runs from base 418 to 864 and encodes 148 amino acids.
CUGAGUGAAGCGACAUUUUGUUGUUUAUCUGCUCGACGAUACGAGACUAGAUAUUUGCUAAAAUUGCAGGGAGAAAAGUUACUUCGCAGACAAGUGUCGAGCAGAUCUUGUGAUCUGCUAGCAGAAAUCAGCUGACCUCCGACCGUCACGCCUAACCUAAAGGCUGAUUUCUUUGAAAAAUCAGAACAUAAAGAAGACAAGGCGCGUUCGCAUGUCUAGUUGUGGGAGGUUAUGUUCUACAAACUUGAUUUUUUGCUAUAGAAUGAUGACAAAGUUAUCUUUCCGUGUUUAUAAAGCGAAUGUCACCUGAAUCAUCGCUUGCAUUAGUCGGACCGAAUGUUCGGUUAUUGAUCGACCGUAAUCGAUAAUUAGCUGCCUAAUAGGUUGUGUUUAUUGAGCGAACCACAGAACGUAAAUAUGGCAGAUUAUUUUGACGAAAUGGGAUGGACCCCACUAGGAAAUUCGGAAACGCCAAAUCAUGCAAUGCUGAUGGCAAGGUUUCUACGCGAUACUGGAAUGUGGGAACUCCUUGGAGAACACGAAAAACUACCUCCGCCAGCUUCAAAAGACGUCGUUAAAAAUCUGCCAGAAAUCGAGUACAAAGAUAAGUUGGAUAAGAGAGAACAGUGCCCAGUUUGCAUACGAGACUUUGAGACAGGUAACACUGCCAAAGCACUGCCUUGCGAACACAAUUUCCACAAAGAAUGCAUAGAGCCCUGGCUAGAAAAGACAAAUUCUUGUCCGCUGUGUAGGUACGAGUUACUUACCGACGACGAGGACUACGAAAACUACAAAAAAGAGAAGAAGAGGGCCGCAGAGAGAGAAAAAGACCUGGAAGCCCUGCACGAUUCAAUGUUCUCGUAGUACAAAUCCAACGUCGCUUCUCGCUCAAGAGACAUUCCUUACUACUUUAAUUAUUAUCCGUUGUAUAUUAUUACGGUCAGGGACUGGCAAUUAUUUAGAAACGUUUGUUCCAAGUGUCGAUCAUUCGUUAUUCGUCGUGCGUCACGCACCAAUAAUUAUAAAUGUACGAAGAAUUCUUAUUCUAUCCGAAAAUAUACAUGAAUUAUUUAUUUUAAAGAUAAA